AUGGGUUUCGCUGAUUUUAUUGAAAAACGAAGAAAAAAGAAUCCGCCAAUUAUUGGAAACAGUGGAAUUCCGGCGUAUUGUUUGAAGAAAAUUGGAUCAAGGCAUAUUUUGUUGGCUGGCGGUGGAGGAGCGGCAAAAACUGGUGUGAAAAAUGAGAUUGAGGUGAGUUGAAUAAUACAUUGAGGUUGAGAUGAAAGAUAUUUUGCAGACACAUCUUCUUACAACAAAUCUUGCCAAUCCAGAAAUUGGUUUGCGUGCAGAAUGUGUAGAUAAGGUAAGCUUUUUGAAUUUUGAGGUAAAUUGAAAUAGAGCAAGCCUGUGUGGCAAAAGAAAGCUCGAAAAAUAAACAAUUCUGACUUAUAAAACAGUUUUCCUAUCAAUUUUGAUUCUAAAAACCAAAUUUAGUAGUGUUUCAUUGUAUGAAUGUUGAAUCUUUCUCAUUUAUCAAACCUUACAAAAAAAGUUCAUUUUUUUCAGUUCAACACGGAUACAUUUGCCACAAUGAAUAUGGAUAUUGCAUGUGUUGGUGAAGAGCAAAACGGGAAAUAUGUUAUAGCAGCGGGUCAUGAUCAGUUUUGUGAUUUAUACAUAACGCGAGGAUACAAAUUGACCGACGAAGAACUCGAAAGACGACUGGCGUAUGAUAUGUCUUCUAUGAAAAGAAUAAGAACCGAUGAACAUCCUAAUAAUUCGUAUCAGGUUAUUAUUUUUAUUCAGAAUCAGAAAUAAGGUUGAGAAACAAUUUUGAUAUUUCAGAAAUGUGUGAGAUUUGAUAGAAAUUCUCGUGGACGAAUAUUUGCAACUGGAGGUGCUGAUGGAAAUAUUCGAAUUUGGGAUGCAAGAGUAAUUUUGAGAAGUGAAUCUGAAAAUGAGGCGGUUCCUCUAAUAACAAUAAAAGCGCAUAAAAACGAUGUUGAUGAUUUGGAUUUCGGAUUUGAUUCACAAACUAUUAUGUGGGUUUUUAUCUAGGAUGAACGAAAUGAGGUUUCAUUUCUUGAGAAAUUUCUGAUUAAAAAUUAGAUAUGUUUAAGAUUCAAAAACACAGUCUUUUCUUUUGAAAUAUUAAUUUUCAGAUCAAUUGGAAGUGAUGGAACAUCGAGUAUUUGGUGUACAAAAACAGGCGAAAAACUACUCGAUUUACCAUUUCCAAGUGAACUGUCAAAAGGCUUCAAAAUGCGCUCAAUUCGAUGCACAAAUCUUGGAGCAGCUAGCAACAAUAAUGUAUUUGUUGCCGCUUAUAAUUCGAUUUCUCGAUCAUCCAAAGAUAUGGCUAGUUAUGUUGCAUUAUGGGCAUUUAACAUGGAAAGAAAAGCAGCGAGACCGUUUGUUGUCAAAAUUGUGGCAAAAGGUGAAGCGGUUUCUUCGCUAGCAGUUUCCGAUUGUGGAAAUUUUGUUGCGAUUGGAACAAUGUCGGGAGGUGUUGCUGUUUUUGAUACUCAUGAAUUCAAACGAUUGUUAUAUUCUCCGGUUUGUUUUUCUCAUUAAAUAGGUUGUUUUCGAAUUUAUCUUAUGUUCUUCUAGGAAACCCAUGGAAUUUUUGUGACUGGUCUUGAAUUUGUGAAUACUGUAGCUGGAAAUAUAUCAGAUGAUACAUCGUUAUCCCCAGUUGGUCCUGGUGCUGCAUCUGGUUAUCAAACUACAGUAUUAUCAUUGAGUGCUGAUCAAAGUGUUCAACUUCAUCGUGUUCCAUUUGCCAAACCGACUCCAUUCACCGAAAUUCUUCUAAUCGCAUCUCUCAUAAGUCUAUUUUUAUGGUACUUUUUAUCGUUUUUCAUUUGA
This is a messenger RNA of Caenorhabditis angaria, 1779 nucleotides long. The record is from the annotation of a GenBank genome assembly. NCBI's taxonomy places the organism in Eukaryota, Metazoa, Nematoda, Chromadorea, Rhabditida, Rhabditidae.